Molecule: messenger RNA, 936 nt
Organism: Mollisia scopiformis
Lineage: Eukaryota; Fungi; Ascomycota; Leotiomycetes; Helotiales; Mollisiaceae
Product: putative mitochondrial DNA replication protein YHM2
Exons: 4
Coding region: 1-936 (311 amino acids)
Biological process (GO): mitochondrial citrate transmembrane transport; alpha-ketoglutarate transport
Cellular component (GO): mitochondrion
Molecular function (GO): tricarboxylate secondary active transmembrane transporter activity
Source: RefSeq, a predicted model, not a curated record
AUGUCAGUCGCAGUCGCAGAACCGCCCAAGCUCGAGAAGAAGCCCGUCAAGUUCAGCAAUCUGCUGCUUGGGGCUGGGCUCAACAUGUUCGAAGUCACGACUCUGGGACAGCCAUUGGAGGUCGUCAAGACGACCAUGGCUGCGAACAGAGGAGACUCGUUUGCUGCUGCUCUUACUCGAGUUUGGGGUAGAGGUGGUGUUCUUGGCUUCUAUCAAGGUCUCAUUCCCUGGGCCUGGAUCGAAGCCUCCACCAAAGGAGCCGUCCUCCUCUUCGUCGCCUCCGAAGCCGAAUACUAUGCCCGAACCUUCGGAGCCGGUGAUUUCACCGCUGGUGUCACUGGCGGUGUCACUGGUGGUCUUGCCCAGGCAUAUGCUACCAUGGGUUUCUGUACCUGUAUGAAGACGGUCGAGAUCACAAAGUCCAAGCUCGCGGCUCAAGGUGUCAAGCCUCCGGGUACGUUUGCUACAUUCAUGGAUAUCUACCGCAAAGAGGGUAUCAAGGGUAUCAACAAGGGCGUUAACGCCGUGGCUAUCCGUCAAAUGACCAACUGGGGUUCUCGAUUUGGUCUCUCGCGUCUUGCGGAACAGGGAAUUCGAAAGGUAACUGGCAAGGAGGACGGUGCAGGAUUGGCUGCUUGGGAGAAAAUUCUGGCGUCGGCUUUGGGUGGUGGUCUUACUGCUUGGAAUCAACCGAUUGAGGUCAUUCGUGUGGAGAUGCAGAGUAAGACCGAGGAUCCCAAUAGGCCGAAGAAGAUGACCGUGGGCAACACGGCCAAGUAUAUCUACCAGCAAAAUGGACUGAAGGGUCUGUACCGUGGUGUGGUUCCCCGUAUUGGAUUGGGCGUUUGGCAGACGAUCUGUAUGGUGGCUAUGGGUGAUAUGGCCAAGACCUACGUCGAGAAACUCACCGGCGAAAAGGUUACAGCUAAGCAUUAG